GUUGCCGCGCUUCUUUCGAAGCCACUGCUUUCACCGCCCCGAAGAAGAACCUUGUCUUCUUGGGCUCUCCUCAGGUGUGUGUUUCUGUUCUAGAUGCACUACUUGAUGCCUCUAAAGAUCCGAGUUCAAACUUUCAGCAAUUCAUCCCCUCUUGUCGCCGCACGAGACCAACAAUUAGUAUCAGAGCGAGGACACUUCAUAAGGACUAACUGCCGACCGAAGCACAUGAGAAAUGACCGGACCAAGCAUCUACUUGCUUAACUUCGAGGGAGGAGUUCAUGACAUGGAAAAAGAAAGUGGAGAUAUUUUUUAAAACAGAUUUUGAUUUAUUAUUAAUAAUGAAAUAUGAUUUUGUAGCACAUAAAGAUAGGAGCCGAUAAAGAAGAAUACCUGGGGAUAAAAAAAAAGCAAGCUGACUUCGUAGCAAAUGACAAUGUAGAAUUCCAUCUACUAAGCGUUCUACCACCAUAAGAAGUCAAUCGGAUUAGAGCCUACAAGUCAGCCAAAGAACUCUAGGAGCAAUUCCUGGAGUUGCACAAAGGGACCUCGGAGGCCAAACUCGCAAAGGGAGAUAUGCUCCGGAACCAACUUAGCAACCUCAAAAUGGAAGAAGGUGAAACAGUUACCCAUCUACACUCAAGGAUCAAGGAGUUGAUCACCGGACUCACAAAUCUCGGAGAAAUGGUAACAAACCGAGAUUCAUUAAGGUACACUUUAAAUGCAUUUCCGAGAACAUCUGAGUGGACAUCCAUAGUUGACUCCUUUUAUAUCUCUAAGAACCUUGAGGCGAGUACAUUAGAAAAUCUAUUUUCUACUUUUGAACUUCAUGAAUCGAAAUGUGCAGACUUAAAAAAUAAAGAAGAAAAGAUAGCUCAAAACCUAACAUUGAAAGCUAACCAGAUUCAGACACAUCACUCAACGAAGAUGAAGCUGCAUUUAUGGUGUGGUGCUAUAACGGUCAAGAAGAAGAGCACUUCAAGGACCUCCCCAAAACUAAAGGAGAAAGAUAAGAACAAAAGGCCAACGCGAACGAAGCACAAAAAUCUAAAGGCGACGUGAGACAAAUCGUCAUCAUCAGAGGCAGAAAUUGAAGCCCAUGCUAAACUUACACUUAUGGCAAGUCACUAAGAAGUAAACGAUGAAGCAAGUUCAUCCGAAAUGAGCAUCGAGAGUAUCGAUGAAGGGGGAGCUAAAGAAGAAAGCGGUGACAAAGGGGUAGUGUUGAACAACGAAAUCAAUACGGUUAGUAAGCUUGCAGCAAUAGUCACCCAACCACCUUCUGGAAGGGGCAGAGGGAGGAAGCUGAUGCCAUCUCCUAUUGCUCAGCAUGCCUUGGACAAAGGAUUCCCUCAAGACCUCAUACUCACACCACAGAAGGCUGGAGAGGAUAAUUUCUUGGCUGAUUUAAGGUCUAUAAGUCCUGAACUUUGUGUUACUGCAGCAUAUGGAAAUAUAUUACCUAAAAAGUUUCUGGAAAUCCCACCAUGUGGUACUGUUAAUAUACACCCAAGUCUGUUGCCCCUCUACCGUGGUGCUGCUCCUGUUCAAAGAGCUUUGCAGGAUGGUGUCACUGAAACAGGAGUUUCACUUGCAUAUACUGUCCGAGCUCUGGAUUCUGGGCCAAUUAUUGCUAGUGAAAAAGUGCCUGUUGAUGAUAUUAUUAAGGCACCAGAUUUGCUGACAAUGUUGUUUAAGAUAGGAUCUGGAUUACUUCUUCGUGAACUUCCACAUAUUUUGGAUGGUAUUGCAAAAUUGAAAGCACAACCACAGGAUCACUCUAAAGCCUCUUCGGCACCAAAGUUGACCAACGACGAGUCAUGUCUAUCAUUCGACCAAGAUGCUAAAACAAUACACAACAAGGUACGAGCAUUUGCAGAUUGGCCAGGAACUCGUGCUAAGUUUCAAGUGAUUGACAUGAACGGUAAUGCCAAUGUGGUUGAGAUAAAGAUCACUACAACUAGGAUCUCUGAUGCCACUGACGUUGAUGGAGGUGGAAAUGAGAUAAUUUACUCUCGUAGCGCAUUGCUUGUCCCAUGCGCUGGCGAUUCUUGGCUUGAGGUUCUAGAGCUUCAACCUCCUGGGAAGAAGGUCAUGAGUGCACGAGAUUUUUGGAACGGCUUGCGGGGGCAGAAGCUGAAACUUCCUCAGAAGGCUCUUUCACAUAUUUGAAGGCACUGGCAAUAAUUUCUUCCUGGUUGGAUUUGUUGGUGUUGUUAUUGUUUCUUCAAUUGCUUUAAUAUUCUUGAGAAAUCAGUAGUCUCUUUACAUCCAAACUUUCAUUAAAAAAAAUCUAAAUUGUUUACUAUUUUCUGA
Zingiber officinale is the source of this 2313-nucleotide messenger RNA. Its product is annotated as methionyl-tRNA formyltransferase-like. Gene Ontology annotation, biological process: conversion of methionyl-tRNA to N-formyl-methionyl-tRNA; biosynthetic process. The transcript is spliced from 13 exons. Bases 1159 to 2169 code for a protein of 336 amino acids. Gene Ontology annotation, molecular function: methionyl-tRNA formyltransferase activity. Lineage: Eukaryota; Viridiplantae; Streptophyta; Magnoliopsida; Zingiberales; Zingiberaceae. The record is from RefSeq and is a predicted model, not a curated record.